AUGGCCCGCCUCGCCUCAAAAGUCUGCAUAAUAACAGGCUCCUCGUCCGGCCUCGGCCGCGCCAUAGCUCUAACCUACGCCGCCGAGGGCGCUCACAUCGUCUGCGCAGACCUGCAGCCCGCCGCCCGCGCCGAGGUCGAAUCCGAAGGCCUCGCCAACACGGACGACCUCAUCCGCCAAAAUGACGGCAGGGCCAUCUUCAUCAAGACAGACAUGACGAAACCGGAGCAAGUCGAGAACCUAGUCUCAAAAUGUGUCUCGGAGUUUGGCAGACUCGACGUCCUCGUCAACAACGCCGGCAUCUCCCUCGAAGCAGGCCGCCCGCCCCUCGGCAUCCACGAAACCCCCCUCGAGACCUGGGACCUCACAAUGUCCGUCAACGCCACCUCCGUCUUCCUCGGCUGCAAAUACGCCAUCGCGCAGAUGCUCACCCAGCCGCUCCUCCCCUCCGGCGACCGCGGCUGGAUCGUCAACGUCUCGUCCAUCUUCGGCCUCGUCGGCGGGCGGCACAAUAUUUCGUACGCGGCGUCCAAGGGCGCCGUGUCGAAUCUGACGAGGCAGGUUGCGAUGGACUAUGCGGAGGCGAGGAUCCAUUGUAAUGCGAUUUGUCCGGGGUAUGUCAAGACUGCGAUUUUCGUGAAUACAGUCAAGACGCUUCAUAGUCCGGAGGCGAUCGCCAAGCAGCACCCUUUCCGUGGCGUGGGUACGCCGGAAGAUAUUGUUGGCGCGGCUGUGUUUCUGGCGAGUGAUGAUGCGAGAUGGAUUACGGGGAUUUGCAUGCCUGUGGACGGAGGCUACACUGCGCAGUAG
This is a messenger RNA of Colletotrichum siamense, 810 nucleotides long. It is a transcript of the gene ycdF, whose product is annotated as Glucose 1-dehydrogenase 2. Gene Ontology annotation, molecular function: oxidoreductase activity, acting on the CH-OH group of donors, NAD or NADP as acceptor. The record is from RefSeq and is a predicted model, not a curated record. The transcript is spliced from 3 exons. Lineage: Eukaryota; Fungi; Ascomycota; Sordariomycetes; Glomerellales; Glomerellaceae. Bases 1 to 810 code for a protein of 269 amino acids.